Molecule: messenger RNA, 8837 nt
Organism: Cryptotermes secundus
Lineage: Eukaryota; Metazoa; Arthropoda; Insecta; Blattodea; Kalotermitidae
Product: protein dopey-1 homolog
Exons: 30
Coding region: 517-8133 (2538 amino acids)
Biological process (GO): Golgi to endosome transport
Cellular component (GO): endosome; trans-Golgi network
Source: RefSeq, a predicted model, not a curated record
CAUGUGGACUAUGUACUUUACGUAGGUGGUUACGUGCGGUUACAUAUGUGAACGAGGAAAAAAGAAAAAUUGAAAACUCUUUACACGAUUCGGAUGAUUUACAUGAUAUACAUCAAUCGGAUGAUGUAGAUGUUACAUAACAUAAAACUCUGUGGUUAUGGGGUUGCUGUAGUUUUGGCCAAAAAAAAAGUCGCGCAUUAUGAAAUAGUUGUCACGUAUCAUAUGACAAGGAAAUGAACUGAGUUUUGUGCUUGUUAUGUAAAGGAGUUAGAAAUAAUCGUGUAUGGUUGAGUACCAUGCAUCAGUGAUUCGAUAGAUAGUAGCUGGAACUAAUUGUUCAUGGUAUGAAAGAUGUAAUUUGUAGUUUAUUGUAUGUUGAUGUAAUUGCAAUCCAAUCAUCUGGAAACAGUGAAACUCACUCAUUCACUAACCAACUAACUGCAUGGAGACUGAGGAAGUAAGGUGAAUGGUUGAGUGAAACAUUAUUUGGCACUGUUUUCAAAUUAUAUUUCAACAAUGGGUGCGGUUGCUAUGGAGGAAUAUGAACUCAUGAAGGAUUCAAAAUAUAGAGUGUAUGUUUCAGCAGUAGACAAAGCCCUGAAGAAUUUUGAAUAUACCAGUGAAUGGGCAGAUCUAAUAUCAGCACUAGGAAAACUUAACAAAGUGGUGUUAAGCCAUAUGAAAUUUCCUGUUAUUCCUCGUCGCAUCAAAAUAAGCAAGCGUUUGGCUCAGUGCAUGCAUCCUGCUUUGCCGUCUGGUGUCCAUCUGAAGGCUUUAGAAACAUAUGACAUAAUUUUCAAAUGUAUGGGCACAAAUAGACUGAGCCAUGAGUUGUUCAUUUAUAGUGCUGGUCUCUUUCCUUUGUUGGGUCAUGCUGCGAUGAAUGUACGACCAUCUCUUCUUACUGUGUAUGAGACACAUUUUGUUCCACUUGGCGAAAGACUCCGACCUGGACUUAGUGGGUUUCUUAGUGGUGUUUUACCUGGUCUUGAAGAAGGCUCUGAUCAUUUUGACAGGACCAACUCUCUGCUUGAAAAAGUGUGUGAUGAGGUGGGAAGAAAUCAUUUUUAUGGUUGCCUCUGGGAAUGCCUUGCAUCAAAUAGUGGAAUACGCCUACCUGCUAUUUCAUUUGUGCUGUCUCACUUCAACAAGAAACAAGCUAUGGAAGACCAGCUGUAUGUAAUUGGUACCAACAUUGAUGUCAUGGUAAAUGCAUUAUGUGCUGCAGUACAGGAUUCAAAUGUUUUGGUCCAAAGGAAUGCUCUUGAUCUGCUCUUGGUUGGUUUCCCCAUGCACAACAGCCAACUAGUCCGAGCGGAUAUGGUGCGCCUUGUUACAGCUGCUCUUGUGGCUGUUCUCCGGCGAGAUAUGUCAUUAAACAGGAGGCUGUUUGCGUGGCUGUUGGGGUCAGAAGUUAAUGUUUCAUUACUGAAUUCAGAACAUCCUCUAGUAAAGAAAAGCAAGAGCUGUGGAAGUCCUAGUAAUACCCUGUACUUUGAUAUGUAUUCGAGAGAAAUGUUAAUUCAGGCAAUAAAAAUUACUUUGAGUCAAGGUGUUGGAGGAACUUCCCAUGACGUAGGUCCCUAUAGACUGUUGGUGUCAUUGCUAGAUAAGCCUGAUAUUGGCCCAGUCAUAUUGGAUGAUAUAUUAUAUGAAGUAUUCAGAACAUUGUAUCUUGCAUGUGAAUGUAAUGCUGACAGUACUGGGAAAACUGGUGGAUCUAUAUACAGAGGUAGUCAAGAGUUGCUCAAGUCUGCCAACUUGCUCUUCAGUACCCUGGAACCAUGUUACAUUUGGAUCUAUGCAGGUACUCUCUUUGAUGAAGCCUGUGAACGGCAGACAACAAAUGAGGAAGCAAGUUUAGAGAAUGAACGGUCACCCAAAGGAGAAGUUAAACCUGUUGGAAGUGGACCACCAGAUCUUUUAGAGGUGUGUACACUGACUGAAUUCCUCCUAGAUACGGUAUCAUUAGAAACCUACAUGGACACACCCAGUGAAUAUCUCCCAGGAUUAUUCCUUCAUAUAAUUACUCAAUUAACGCAAUAUUGUGAUGCAUUGCUGCCACAAGAGGUCACCCGAAGUCUUCAGCUUUGUGCCAAAAUUCUUUCUAGAAUUCAACCAUCAGCAUUAGCCAACAAUCCAGAUAGUGCAAAAGUUUCUACCCUUGAUCUUUCAGAAGAGAAGAUUCAAAUUAUCAUACAGUCUGAUGUUGUCAAAAGCUGUAGUGACCUGUCAAGUGGACAGUUAGUUCGUAGUAGAGCUAACAGUGAUUUGUCUGAAAGCAGCAGAACAAGUAAAGACAGAUCAGAAGCAAAGAAGGCGUCAUCCAAAAUGAAGAAGUCUUAUAGUGCCAGAUUUCGUAGUAAGCGUCCUAAGAACUCGCUCAGUAAUUACUCUGUCAGUAGUCCAGUUUUAUUAUAUGUAGCAAAGACUGAUGGUAUGGAGAGGAGUCUUGCUGGAGAUAAACAUAUGGAUGAUCUGUCAAAGAGUGCUGAGACUCUAAGUUCAGAAUCCAUAUCUCAUAUUGGGAGAGAGAGUCCAGAUAUAAGUAGAUGUGCGGGACCCUCUAUAGAAUGUGGAUUGAACCAGAUGGACAGCAGUUUAAGUAGAUAUGGGUCAUCACCCCAUAACCCUUCAGUUGUUCCAGAAUUUCAGAUCCCAAGCAAGCAGCAAUCUGUGCUUGAGGAGUGCCUAAGACAGUAUGAGAAAUUUUAUGUCAAGUUUGUUGGUGGACAGCAUGUUAUAAAUGGCAGAAAAGUAUGUGAACUGUUUCAGGAAUUGUUAGUUGUUCUUCCAUGUGAAACUGACAAGAUCCGCGCAGAAAAACUUGAAUGUUUAUUAUACAGAUGUUUGAAAACUAGUAAAGAAGAGGCUGGUUCCUUUUCAGAUGACUCUUCAGUGUCAUCAUGCAGGUGCACAAGCUUGAAGAGUAAGAGUUAUGAAUCAUGGGUGCAUUUGAAAUCUGUGUCUGUAUGUCAUCAGAGUGAGCAGUGGGAGGAGCCAGUGAAAGUUGCUUCAAGCCUUCUUGUUGAACUGUCUACUUUUCCAACAUAUUGCCUCCCUGGAGGGUCAUCACUGAUUACAGAUGAACACAUGGAGCUGAAUUCUUUUCCUGAGUGGCUACGAGUUCUAGUUGUGUGUGCAUGUUGGCUCAGCAGUGUACCAGCACUCCAGUUAGUUGCUAUAUCAACACUUUUAGAUCUCAUCUCCCUCUUGAGAUCACAGUGUGAGAGCACAGGAGUUGCUGAGAAUGAACACCAAGGUGUUGUAGCUGUUGUUAUGGUACCUCUCCUAAAACCAUGGCAUGUUCAGUAUUUAGAGCAUCAUACAAAUGUAGUUCCAGUACUAGCUCACUCCCUUUGGCACCAUCUAGGCCAGUUGAGCUCAGAGCACAAAGUCUUCUGUGUUGAACUGUUGCACCAGUUGCAUAAUGUGUUACCUGGUAGUGAUGCUGUUGAGAAUGUUAUAGGUGAAUCUUUGACACAGGAAAACGUUGAACUCAGGGUGGAUGCUUUCCAGAGGUUUGCUCUGAUGUGGCAUGUUGGGCGGGAAGUUGAAACCAAAGCAGGAAUAAACAGGAAUUUGCGAACUUUUGACAAGUCACUCUUGAAGAUGUUAGAUAAUCUUCUCUUAGUUGAAAGUUGCCCUCUAAAAUUGCUAGCACAGUCAUGGUUACUGCAUUCCUUCCUUUGUGGAGAUAUCUCACGACUGCUGGAUCCCCUUCUUUUGAUGUUGUUAGAUCCUGUCACAGCUCGAAUGAGUGUUCUUCAUGUGAGCAUUGAACAUUCAAACACUGUUCUUACAUGUGCUAUGAAAGAUGUCGAAAAUGGAGACAAUUUGGAUGAGAAUUCAGCUACUGCAAAGAUCUAUGCAGUCAGUUCUGUUGAUGGGAAUGUAAUCUAUCAUGUUUCUGACUCCACAGAUCAGAGGAGUAUAAAAAAUCAAAAAAUUGACAGGAGAAAUAUGACAGAUAAUCCUGUUAGGGCGAAACGAAUAUUUGCUGUGACGACACUUGUUGGUGGAGGAAAAAGAAAGAACCAUUAUAUAACUGAGAAAAACUCAUAUAUUAAGGAACAUGAAAAUGCAUUUCCAUUAAACAAGCCCCAGUUACAAAACAUAUCAGUCUUUGUAAAUCCUUUUUCAUCUGCCGUGACCAACAGCAAUACUUCUAAUGAUUCUGUAGCUGAAGAUGAUUUGGCAGCCAUGAGUAAUGGGAAAGUUGCAACCGCACAUGAACAUGUUUGUAAUGCUACUAGGUUUCAUCAGAGUAAAGUGGGACAUGAAAUGGGGAGGGAAGAAAAACCAGCUGACAUUUUAGAAUCAGUCGGCAAGAAGAGAUCUGAUCCAGACCUUUCAGAAUGUUGUUCAAAAUCUGAAGCAGAGAAUCAGAGACUUACAAAAGGCAUAGAAAGUGGAUCUGAACAAUAUCAAGAAGGAGAAUCAUUCAGCAGCACUAAUGUUAAUGGUGGAUUUGAAAUGGUUAGUGGAGUUGAGCGGAGGUGGCCUGUAGGGGAUGAGGAGGCACUUGGAGAACUGGAAGAGUCAGCAUCUGCUGAGGAGUUCUUUGAAAAUGAUGCUGUAAGCAGGGUUGAUCCCUCUAGCAUCAGUAUAGUUGAGGAGAUAUUGCAAGAUAUCCUCCAUAUGGUGGUCAGCCAGAGUGCUGAGGGCAGGGAGGUUAAAGGUGGGAAUAAACAAUAUUUUGACGUGAAAUCACCCUGCAAACAGCCAGUGGGAAUUGGAAUUCAUCCGUUUCAUUCACACAUGCUCCUCUACUGUGGUGUUUAUGACUCACAUAGAACAUUGUAUGCUCUCAGUUCACUUCGUAGCAUCUUGCUAACAAAUGCUCGUAUGUUCCUGUAUGCUGCUGCAACCACAGGCCUUGCUAAUGUUGCCAGAAGCUCUGAUCUUCUCAUACUGCUUACUAGACAUCGCAAGUCAGUGUUUGGCAGGAGUUUCCAUGGAGAUAUUGCUGCCUCAAGUGGCGAGUUUGGAACAGCAUACCGAAGUAGCAUGUACCUGGAGGCUUUAAUCUCUGUUUGUCUCUAUUUUGCAAGGAGUUAUUAUCCUAAUUUGGGUCAGAUGCGACUCACCCAAGAGGAAAUAGCAGGAAAUAGACAGGUACAGCUUGCAAGUGCUGAGCUUCUCAUGCUCAUCUGUUCCGAGUUAAUUUACCUUGUUCGUGAUAGUGGCAAGGGGUUUGCUUGUUACAUAGCGGACCUACUGUCACGAUGCAAGGUUCAAAAAGUGGUUCUUCACUGUGUCCUCUCCAGUGUUUAUAGCAUGAAAACCAUUGCAAGUAGCCAAGAUGUUCAUGCUGCAAAGUCAUCUUUGUCUGAAGAGCAGCCGCAACAGAGGACCUUCACAGAGGAAAUAGUAUUGUUCAAUGAUCCGGUAGUAGAAGGAAAUGAAAAUACUGGCAGGUGUAAAUACCGAGGAUCAGAUCAUUCUGAAGGUUUUCAAAUUCAGUUGCUUAGACUUCUCUUGGCUCUGAUAAUGCUUGAACAUCAAGUAAACUGUCAGAAAGGUGAUGGUGAAACAGCUGCAGUAAGCAAAGAAGUAAUGCAGGUAUCAUCACUGAGCAGAGUGCCAGCAAAUCAACUGAAAUACAUUGGCGGUCAUGUGAUUGCACAGCAGCCUAUGUUCCUUGCAGCUAUCCUAAGUGCACUUCAGCAGGACCACAUGAGACACUUGCAUCAGCACUGGACAACUAUGGUUAUAUCUGCCCUUCCAUUCAUGGUUCAGUCCCUCACACACGUAGUGAUGAGUGUGGUGAAUCAGUUGUGCUGCAAUUUGGAGAAACUGUCUGUAUUUUAUGGAACGUCUAGCCGUUGUGGGGAGUCGUACAAAAGUACACCACCUGCAUCGUGCUGUUUGCCAGCGGACUACACGGUGACACAAUUGGAGGCUCUGACUGUACUGUGCCAUUAUUGCCUGUUGGAUAAUACCCAGCAGUUGUCCCAUGCUUUCAGUCAGCAGCUGUUGGCUGGAUCUGGAACCAUACACAUGGGCAUACCUGGAGCAAAUCCUGGCCAGAUAUUUAAUAACCUGGUACAUGUGUUCAUGCCAACACCACUACAACAGGAUCCAGUCUCUAAAGAGAAACUUGGUCAACUUGAUCCCCAUGUUACUGCAAGAAGAACGGUUCUUAGCAAUAUGCCCCGUAUCAUUGCCAGUGUGUCUGCUUUGUGGCAGGCUGUCUUGACUGGAAAUGAAUGGGAACAUCAGAGUUGUGUGCUGGGAAGUCCUCGCGUAGUGAAACAUCAUCUGCUCGAAUUUCUCAGUCCUAUUUCUCUGCAUCAUGGUACCAACUUUUUGGCAGCAAUUGCUGUUGCUUGGCAAGAACGGACAGAGCAACUCAUCCCAGUUGCAAGAAAGGUGGUUCCUACAGCCAGUCCUGAUCAGCAAGUGCUAGUCUACCUAGUAGGGGCAAUUCGUGUAAUGCCUAUUGAUACGCUUGUACAGACUGUCAAUCAGGUAGUGAAGCAACCACCCCCAAUACAAGGAGCCAACAAGAGCUUAUCUCUAGAAGUGAGUGUUCUGGAGUUCUUCUAUUGCUACAUGCAGACCUGUUCAGGCUCUCAGCUUGCUGAGAGUUGGAGCUCACUUGUUGGAUUGCUGAGGGAUGGUCUGACCCUUACUCCCCCAGCCCAAUUUCUUAUGCUUGCUAUUCUCAAUGAAUUUGUCCAAAAAUGUCCACCUCUUGCUGAGAAGAAGGAUAUGAAGGACCUACAAGAUAUCACAGCAAAGCUUGUGGAAUCCUGUGCCCAAAUUGCAGGAGCCUGCCUAGAGCAGACAACAUGGUUGAGGCGUAAUUUGGCUGUGAGAGAGGAAGAACCUGCCAUAACUGUGGGAACUAAAGAGAAGGAAGGUUCAGGAAUGCCAUGCUUGUCAGCAGCACAAUAUAGUGUGCAAGCUCAAGCAGCUUUGGCAGAGUUGUUAGCACCCCUGCUUGAUGUCAGCUAUGGCAGCCAGGAAAAGGAAAGAGUUGUAGCACUUCUCAUAGCUCUCAUGUACAACAUUACACCGUAUCUUAAAAAUCACAGUCGCCGCAACGUACCUAGUUUCCAUGCGUGUUCACAGCUACUGGCGAGCCUAAGUGGUUAUCAGUAUACUCGAAAAGCUUGGCGUAGAGAUGUUUUUGAUCUGCUUCUUGAUCCAGCUUUCUUCCAGAUGGAAGCCAGUUCUCUUCCUUAUUGGAAAACAAUUGUGGACAACUUGAUGACACAUGACAAUACAACAUUCAGGGACCUAAUGAGUCGAGUGUCUGUGGCUCAGAGUGGCUCUCUGAGCAUCUUCUCUAGUCGAGAGCAGGAAUAUGAACAGAGAGCUCAGCUAUUGAAGAGACUUGCUUUUGUUAUUCUUUGCAGUGAAACUGACCAGUACCACAAGUAUAUGCCUGAAAUACAAGAGCGACUUGCGGACAGUCUUAGGUUGCCUCAGGUUGUGCCGUCUGUCCAAGCACAGGUGUUCCUUUGUUUUCGAGUGCUGCUUUUGCGUAUGUCUCCCCAACAUGUCACUUCCCUGUGGCCUAUCAUUGUCAGUGAGAUGGUGCAAGUAUUCCUCCAUAUUGAACAAGAACUGAGUACUGACACAGAGGAAUUCAGAAGGAACAACAGUUCUCAUAUUCGUCUGCUGUCAGCACUGGACUCGUCCUGGGUUGUGAAUAGUAACAAUGGGCUUGAUGCUCAUGGACAUCCACAUUGGCUGCAACUUCAGUUAGCAGCUGCGAAACUUUUGGACCUGGCUGUCCGUCUACCUGCACGUCAGCUGCCACAGUUUCAGAUGUAUCGUUGGGCAUUUGUUGGUGCUUCUCUACCUGCUGGUCCCAGUAACACUCAUUCAGAUGAUGAACUACCUCGUCCUGAUUUUGUGCCCCAUGUGAUGAGGAUAACUCGCCUCAUGGACCAAAAGUUCCAGACAUCACUGCCAACACUGUCACAAUCUCCAGGCAGGUUGCUGUUGGUGACGUCCAGUAUCAAGACUCUGCAGGAACUGCACCCAUUCUUCACAGCUCUGAGUGUUUACACCCCCUCAAUAACAAUGUCAGACUGUGGUCAGAGCAAGGCGGCGAGUUUGAGUGAACUGGAGGCUGUUAUAGAAAGAGAUUUCCUUGAGAAACUACCAAUCAGAUAAUGGAAAAGAACUGCAUAUGUCAAAGAGCGAAGUUUAUUUCCAGGUAAUGUAGUUAAAUGGCUGCAGCCAUGGUAUAUAGUGUAAUUAUCUCCAGCUAAUGAGUUUUGGGCACAGUAAGACUGAUGUCUAAUUCUACAAGUGUAUGAAGUCAAUAAUGCAGUAACUGUUUUGAAAAUAAGGUAAUAAUUGAAGUGUAAAGCCGCUAUAUGUUGAAAUCAAAAAGACUUAUCAUUAGGAAUGUUCUGGUGCCAUAGGAUUGUUAAUCAUUGGUAUUUAACAUAUUAAGUCACAAGCUUUGGUGUGAGGAACACAAAUUAAGUCACGUGGAAGAAGAUGAAUAGAAAUCUGAAAGUUACUGACCCGUGCAGUAUAGACCCAAGUAAUGCUCUGUACAGUAUAGAAAGGUGUGAAUGAUUUUCCAUCUGUUGGAAAUAAUGUGUGAAGGUUUGGGAAUAUUCAGCUUGUAAUCAAAAUACUACCAACUUUAACAUUUUUUAAUAAAUGGAAAAUAAGAUAAUUUUUAAAGUUUGAGUUUUAGUUGUCAUGUAUAUGUUACAAGAUAUACUAAAAUGGAAGGACAUCCUGAAUCACAAAGUGUUUGUUUCACCUGUACUUUAUCUGUUACAUUAGCUCGAGUGGUUAGUUGCUGGCUUCCCACCACGGUGGCCCGGGUUCGAUCCCGGGUCUGGUCAAGUGGGAUUUGU